Vitis riparia (riverbank grape) is the source of this 2758-nucleotide messenger RNA. Its product is annotated as BTB/POZ domain-containing protein At5g48800. Gene Ontology annotation, molecular function: protein binding. The transcript is spliced from 4 exons. Lineage: Eukaryota; Viridiplantae; Streptophyta; Magnoliopsida; Vitales; Vitaceae. The record is from RefSeq and is a predicted model, not a curated record. Bases 616 to 2466 code for a protein of 616 amino acids.
CCCAAAUGGCAAUCGCAGAUCCCAAGAAAGGGGAGAAUGCAAAUAAUUAGGCAUGAUAGAAAUGUGAGAACUUUUUGAGUGGAAAUGUCAAUUUCGUGAAAAAAGGAAGGAAUUGUAAUUAUAAGUCUUGGGGACAAAGCGUAAAAUAUGUCAAACUAAAUAAACUGCCUUUUUUCCCUCCCUUUUUUCUUGCUCUUUUCCUGUUGCUGAUGAGAGGUUUCUUGACUUUUUCAUGAGCAAAGUUACAACUUACAAGCCCAGUCCUGUUUUCCUGGGUCUUUACAAGAUUAAACAAAGCAAAAAGGAAAAUGUAGUAUCAGUAGUAGUAGAUGAAGCAGAUGGAUGGGCAACUCAGGCGUGUGUGUUGUAGUCUUGUUGAUAUAUCAAAAAGAAAAGGCAAAGCAUGACCCACCAAUGAGACCCAUUGCUUUGGACAGUUGCAAUCCAUGGUUUGAACAUCACUUGUUUGACGAAAAUGGCCAAAGAGCUUCACCAACAGCAACAUCUCCAACUGGGUCUUUGUCUCUCUUCUCUCUUCCUUCUCUUAACCCCACCACCCUUCUUUUCUCUUUCUAAAAAUACCAUUUUUCUCCCCCUUUGGUUUCUCUUCUCCCCAUGGACAAGAACAACCACCUCCACCACCACCAGCACCACCAGCAGCAGCAGCUGUCCUUGGCCAAGUGUUCACGUCAGCGAUGCAACGAAUGGAUUUUUCGGGAUGUUCCAAGUGAUAUUACAAUAGAAGUGAGUGGAGGGAUGUUUGCACUACAUAAGUUCCCUCUCGUCUCUCGAAGUGGACGAAUACGGAAAUUAGUAGCAGAACGCAGGGAUUCUGAAAAUUCUAGGAUUGAGCUUCUCAGUCUACCUGGAGGUGCCGAGUCAUUUGAGUUGGCAGCAAAAUUCUGCUAUGGUGUUAAUUUCGAAAUCACCUCUGCAAAUGUUGCACAGCUAUGUUGUGUUUCAGAUUACCUCGAGAUGACUGAGGAAUUUUCAAAAGAUAAUCUUGGUUCCCGUGCUGAAGAGUAUCUUGAAAGUGUUGUCUGCAAGAACCUUGAAAUGUGCGUGGAAGUUUUGCAACAAUGUGAAAACCUACUCCCUCUUGCCGAUGAGCUGAAGAUAGUUGGCCGAUGUAUAGAUGCAAUAGCCUCCAAAGCAUGUGUAGAGCAAAUUGCUUCAAGUUUCUCGCGCUUGGAGUAUAGCAGCUCUGGGAGGCUUCACAUGAACCGGCAGGCCAAAUGUGAUGGGGACUGGUGGAUAGAAGAUCUUUCUGCUCUUCGCAUUGACUUGUAUCAGAAAGUCAUAACAGCCAUGAAGUGCCGUGGAGUCCGCCCUGAAAGCAUUGGUGCGUCACUUGUGAACUAUGCCCAGAAGGAACUGACAAAGAAAUCCAGUUUAUGGAAUCCAUCUGGCCAGCAGAAAGUUGAGUUGGUUGCUGGUUCAAGUGUGCACGAGCGACUCGUGGUUGAGACAAUUGUCAGCCUUCUGCCAGUUGAAAAACUUGCUGUUCCCAUUAGUUUUCUAUUUGGGAUUUUACGAAGCGCCGUGAUGCUUGAUUGCUCAGUUGCUAGUAGGCUUGAUCUUGAAAGGAGAAUCGGGUCCCAAUUGGAUAUUGCUACUCUGGACGAUCUUUUGAUCCCAUCAUUCCGGCAUGCUGGUGAUACCUUAUUUGAUGUUGACACAGUGCAUAGAAUUUUAGUAAAUUUCUCUCAGCAAGAUGACAGUGAAGAAGAUAUGGACGAUGCCUCUGUUUUUGAAUCUGAAAGUCCUCCUUCACCCUCCCAAACAGCAUUGUUCAAAGUUUCAAAACUAGUGGAUAAUUACCUUGCUGAAAUUGCCCCUGAUGCAAACCUCAAGCUUUCAAAGUUCAUGGUCAUUGCAGAGACUUUACCAGCACAUGCACGUACUGUUCAUGAUGGUUUAUAUCGAGCCAUUGAUAUCUACCUAAAAGCCCAUCAAGGUUUAUCUGAUCCAGACAAGAAGAAGCUCUCCAAACUGAUUGAUUUCCAAAAGCUCUCACAAGAAGCUGGCGCACAUGCUGCACAAAACGAGCGCCUCCCUCUCCAAUCUAUAGUCCAAGUCCUCUAUUUUGAGCAGUUACGGCUCAGAAAUGCCUUAUGCACAUCUUAUGCAGAUGAGGACCAGAAGCCAGUGCACCAGUCAUGGCGGAUCAGCAGUGGUGCUCUCAGUGCAGCAAUGUCACCAAGAGACAACUAUGCAUCAUUAAGGAGAGAAAACCGAGAGCUAAAACUUGAGCUAGCUCGGUUACGAAUGAGAUUAAAUGAUCUGGAGAAAGAGCAUGUUCAUAUGAAGAGGGAUAUGGAGAAAUCUCAUUCUCUUAACUUCAUGAGUUCCUUUUCAAGGAAGAUUGGUAAGCUGAACUUUUUUGGACAUAGUUCUUCAAGAGGAUCGAGUUCUCCCUCGAAGCAUUCACAAAGAACAGAUUCUAAGGUUAUUGAGAGAACUUGAAUAACCAUGGUUUAGGUAAUUUACACAACCCAGGUUCUUUUCUCUAUAUCUGUUGAGUAAUUGGAAGUCCUGCUUUUGAUGACCUUUUUUUCCUUUUCGCCAUUUUUCAUUUCUUUUUCCCACCUUGUAUAUGAGUUAUGGUGCUUUGAGUUACCAACCGUAGGGUCUUUUUGUUGGAAGUGAUUGAUUUUGGUGAGUUUAACUUUGAUAUUGUUUAUAUUCCACAUAGUCAGAAUGAAAUCUUUCAACGUUAAUAUGCAAGAAAAGCUUGUUUACAGUUGUUUUACUGAAA